Molecule: messenger RNA, 1473 nt
Organism: Asparagus officinalis (garden asparagus)
Lineage: Eukaryota; Viridiplantae; Streptophyta; Magnoliopsida; Asparagales; Asparagaceae
Product: cytochrome P450 78A5
Exons: 3
Coding region: 71-1348 (425 amino acids)
Molecular function (GO): oxidoreductase activity, acting on paired donors, with incorporation or reduction of molecular oxygen; heme binding; iron ion binding
Source: RefSeq, a predicted model, not a curated record
CUCCCUCUCAACCCAGUCUGCCCAUCGGGCCUUAGCCCGGACGGCCCGUUCCCUCGGAGCCCUCAGGCUCAUGUCCUUCUCUGUCGGCUUCACCCGCUUCAUCAUCUCAAGCCACCCCGAAACCGCCAAGGAGAUACUGAGCAGCUCUGCUUUCGCCGACCGCCCGGUCAAGGAGUCGGCCUACGAGCUCCUGUUCCACCGGGCGAUGGGCUUCGCUCCUUUCGGCGAGUACUGGCGCAACCUCAGGAGGAUCUCUGCUACGUACUUGUUCAGCCCGAGGAGGGUCGGCGCGUUCGGGGACGACAGGAAACGGAUUGGGCUGAAAAUGGUGGAUGAGGUGAGGGAUUUGAUGGGGGGAGGUGGGGAGGUCGAGGUUAGGAGGGUGUUGCAUUUUGGGUCCUUGAGCAAUGUCAUGGCUAGUGUUUUCGGGAAAAGGUUCGAUUUCUGGAGAGGGGAAGGGUUGGAGGUCGAGGAAUUGGUGAGGGAGGGGUACGAGCUUCUUGGGUUGUUCAACUGGGGGGAUCACUUGCCAUUUUUGGGGUGGUUUGAUUUGUUUGGGGUUAGGAGGAGGUGCAGGUGUUUGGUGGGGAGAGUGAAUGCGUUUGUGGGGAGGAUUAUUGAAGAGCAUAGAGAGAGGAGGGUUGAUGACGGGGGUUUUGUUGAUGGAGAUUUUGUUGAUGUUUUGCUCGGUUUGGAGGAGGAGGAGGAGGAGGAGAGGCUCUCUGAUUCUGAUAUGAUUGCCAUUCUCUGGGAGAUGAUAUUUAGGGGGACUGAUACAGUGGCCAUCCUCUUGGAAUGGGUAAUGGCCAGACUGGUUCUUCAUCCUGAAAUCCAAUCCAGAGCCCAGUCUGAGAUCGAUUCAGUCGUCGGGUCCAGACCCGUUACUGACCCCGAUAUCGCCAACCUCCCUUACUUGCAAGCCAUUGUGAAAGAGACCUUGAGGGUUCACCCUCCAGGCCCUCUCCUCUCCUGGGCUCGUCUCGCUGUCCAUGAUGUUCAAGUUGCAAAUCACUUCAUUCCUGCGGGCACUACCGCGAUGGUCAACAUGUGGGCCAUCACCCACGACGAGAAGAUCUGGUCGAGGCCCGCUGACUUCGAUCCAGAGAGAUUCAUGGUGGAGCAGGUGAGCGUUUUGGGCUCGGACCUGAGACUGGCUCCGUUUGGAUCUGGGAGGAGAGUUUGCCCCGGGAAAGCAAUGGCCUUGGCCACCGUCCAUCUCUGGUUGGCUCAGAUGCUUCAGGGUUUUAAGUGGUUGCCUACCGAUAAUGGUGUUGAUUUGGAUGAAUGCUUGAAGAUGUCACUUGAGAUGAGGAACCCUUUGGUCUGUAGGGUUGUUCCAAGGUCAUGAUUUUAGUGUAAAACUUAGUAGAUUAUUAGGGGCUUGUUAAUGUUCUUGUGUGAUUGUGUGGAUUUUCAAUGUUUUUGUUUCUGUAUGUUUUGCUCUAUAUAUGGUGUGCAUGUACAUGUAAGAAA